Molecule: messenger RNA, 792 nt
Organism: Cinclus cinclus
Lineage: Eukaryota; Metazoa; Chordata; Aves; Passeriformes; Cinclidae
Gene: MYOZ2
Product: myozenin 2
Exons: 5
Coding region: 1-792 (263 amino acids)
Cellular component (GO): Z disc; actin cytoskeleton
Molecular function (GO): telethonin binding; FATZ binding; actin binding
Source: RefSeq, a predicted model, not a curated record
AUGUUAUCAGAUUCUGCCCUGGCCAAAGAGAGGAAAGAGCAAGCAUCAGCCAUUAUGGAUGAAAUACACAGAAAUGUCUCACCCAGCCUGAACCUUGGGAAAAAGGUCAGCACGCCCAGAGAUAUCAUGGUGGAGGAAUUGUCGACGCUCAGCAACAGAGGGGCCAGGCUCUUCAAGCGACGCCAGCGGAGAUCUGACAAAUACACGUAUGAGAAUUAUCAUUACGUGGCAAACAAGCCAAGAAAUCGUGGAGAGCCCAUCCAGAGUGUCAGAAUGGAUGGCCUCAGUGUGGAAGGAAUCCCCCAGCACGCCCCAAUGACACCUCCCAACACACCUGACCCCCGGAGCCCUCCACACCCUGACAACAUCGCCCCAGGAUAUUCUGGACCACUGAAAGAAAUUCCUCCUGAAAAGUUCAACACUACAGCUGUGCCAAAGUAUUACCAGUCUCCCUGGAUAGAAGCCAUCAGGGAUGAUCCAGAACUGCUGGAAGCUUUAUAUCCUAAACUUUUUACACCUGAAGCAAAGCCGGAACUGCCUGACUACAGGAGCUUUAACAGAGUUGCCACUCCCUUUGGUGGUUUUGAGAGAGCAUCAAAGCUGGUUAAAUUCAAGGUACCAGAUUAUAAUAUGCUGAUGCUAAACGAUCCCAGAUUCAUGAUCCUUGCAAACCCUCUUGCUGCCAGAAGAUCCUUCAACAGGACUCCCAAAGGAUGGACGUCUGAGAAUAUCCCUGUAGUGUUCAUCCACCCUGCAGAAUCCAACACUGUUCCAGAAACAGAGGACCUGUGA